AUGCAUGUGGAUCUUCAGCACAUGUGUGAUUCAGCAAUGUAUUCGAACAAUUCGUAUCUGGCCAACCCCACUCACAAACUUGUCCUUCGCUGCCGCUCUUGGUCUUAUUUCAAAUUAAAAGGUUUAAUGGUUAUGAAGCUUCUGCUACUUUUGAGUUGUAUCGCAAUUGGCUACGCUGAAGACAAGGAAGCGAAGGACUGUGAUGCACCCACACACUCACCUGGUUUACAGUGCUUUGCUCAAUACAAGAGAUAUACCUUCAACAAAGCAAUAGGAAAAUGCGAAGAGUUUGAAUACGGUGGUUGCAAUCCAUCUGCUAACAACUUCAAGACAAUGGAAGAAUGCAUUGCGACUUGUGUGAAAAAGUAUUAACGAUAAGAAAGUUUUUUUGUUCAGCAAGUCACAGCUUCUAUGAAAUAUAAUGUCUUUCCUUAUAAGCGCAUCGUAUUCAAAAA
Messenger RNA from Cylicocyclus nassatus, 455 nucleotides. The record is from the annotation of a GenBank genome assembly. NCBI's taxonomy places the organism in Eukaryota, Metazoa, Nematoda, Chromadorea, Rhabditida, Strongylidae.